AUGUCGCUGUCAGAAAAGAAGAGCGACCGACGUUCCUCGACUUCAACAUCAAAGGGUAAUCGCCUUACCCACUUCUUCUCUUCGAGCCCCAAGUCCAAGGAACACAUGAGCGCCCAGCAGGCGCUGCUUGCCAUGCAGCAGCAGCAGCAGCUCGGCGCCCCCUACUCGGGCAUCUCCCCGUCGUCCGUCUCUCGCCCGACCAUAUCCCUCUCCACGGCCGUCGCCGGCGAGCACAACAACAUCGAGCCGCCCUCGACGACCCUCUUGCAGUCUCAGACGGCCGAGGACGUGGACCGCCAGAGGCGCGUCGAGGCUCAGUUCGGCCCUCUUGUCCAUCCUAGCCACCUGUACAUUAGCAAGUCCCACGGUAAACCCUUGGAACCUCCCGUCGAGGACGAGCCGCCAUAUUACUUCCUGCUCACCACCUACGUCAGCUAUUUGCUCCUCAUCGUCCUGGGCCAUAUCCGCGACUUCUUCGGCAAGCGGUUCGGAGACAGGAAGCAUUAUCAGGCCCUUAAAGAACACAACGGCUUCGCGCCCCUCAACGACGACUUUGACAGCUUCUACACCAGGAGACUCAAGAUGAGACUGGACGACUGCUUCGCCCGAACCACCAUUGGCGUUCCGGGACGAUACAUCACCCUCAUGGAUCGCAAGUCGGACGACUACAACCGCACCUACCAAAACACGGGCACCUACACCGAGACGCUAAACAUGAGCUCCUACAACUACCUCGGAUUUGCCCAGUCUGAAGGCCCCUGUGCCGAUGCCGUCGAGGAGUGCGUCCGGCGCUACGGUGUCAGCUUCUGCAGCCCACGGACCGAUGCCGGCACCUCGGACCUUGCCCUCGAGGUCGAGCGGGAAGUUGCAGCCUUUGUCGGCAAGCCUGACGCCAUGAUUUUCUCCAUGGGCUACGUCACCAACGCCAGCUCGUUCCCGGCUCUCGUCUCCAAGGGCUGCCUCAUCAUCUCCGAUGAAUUGAACCACGCGUCCAUCCGCAUCGGCGCCCGCCUCUCCGGAGCCGUCAUCCAGUCCUUCAAACACAACGACAUGUGUGACCUCGAGCGCGUCCUCCGCGAGGCCAUUUCGCAAGGGCAGCCGCGCACCCAUCGACCCUGGAAGAAGAUCCUCGUCGUCGUCGAAGGACUGUACUCGAUGGAAGGCACCAUGUGCGACCUCCCUGGAAUCCUCGCCCUCAAACACAAGUACAAGUUCUACCUCUUCAUUGAUGAAGCUCACUCCGUCGGCGCGCUGGGUCCUCGCGGCCGUGGUGUCUGCGACUACUUUGGCGUCGACCCCUCAGAGGUGGACGUACUGAUGGGAACCCUGACCAAGUCGUUUGGUGCCAAUGGCGGCUACAUCGCUGCCGAGAAGCACAUGCUCGACAAGCUACGGAGUACCAAUGCCUCCACGCUGAUGGGCGAGUCUCCUACCCCGAGCGUCCUCAUGCAGAUCCUGGCCUCCCUGAAGCUCAUUACGGGCGAACUCUUCCCCGGCCAAGGCGAAGAGCGUCUCCAGAGGAUUGCCUUCAACUCUCGCUACCUUCGCCUCGGCCUCAAGCGCCUCGGCUGCAUCGUGUACGGCCACGACGACUCGCCCAUCAUUCCCAUUAUGCUCUACAACCCCGGCAAGAUGCCCGCGUUCAGCCACGAGAUGCUCAAGCGCAAGAUUUCCGUAGUCGUGGUCGGGUACCCAGCCACCCCUCUCAUCAGCUCACGAGCGCGGUUCUGCGUCUCGGCAGCUCACAACAAGGACGACAUGGACAGGCUGCUGGCGGCUUGCGACGAGGUGGCAGAUCUUCUACAGCUCAAGUUCUCCACCGGCGUCGCUGGUGGGCUCGAGCCACUGCCCGCCGACGUCCCCCCCGAGGAGGAGCGCGAGUGGAGGAAGGCCAACGGGGUUGCCAUCAAGCCGCCCCGAUGGGCUAUCGAGGACAUCAUUCGACGAGGCGUCCGGGACGCCAAGCUGCCCCUGCGGUAA
This is a messenger RNA of Hirsutella rhossiliensis, 1980 nucleotides long. Its product is annotated as aminotransferase class I and II domain-containing protein. Gene Ontology annotation, molecular function: pyridoxal phosphate binding; serine C-palmitoyltransferase activity. Bases 1 to 1980 code for a protein of 659 amino acids. Gene Ontology annotation, cellular component: serine palmitoyltransferase complex. The transcript has a single exon. The record is from RefSeq and is a predicted model, not a curated record. Gene Ontology annotation, biological process: ceramide biosynthetic process; sphingosine biosynthetic process. Lineage: Eukaryota; Fungi; Ascomycota; Sordariomycetes; Hypocreales; Ophiocordycipitaceae.